GAGAAGAAUGGUGACAUCACCCUCUCCACCCAACCUGAUUUGGGAUGGAGGUACAGCAGCAGUGAGAGGCGGACUGGAGGAGAAAGGAAAAAGUGUGAACAGCUGCAAAGCCCGUUAUGUAGCAGGACAAACCGGAGGGCGACUAGUAACCCCUGCUGCGGGAAUGGGGGUUCCCUUGUUUCAUUUUACUUGCUGAUCGCACUUAAAGAGCAAUAAAGGCUACUAUGAAAAGUAAAUAAACUUCAAACAGCUGUAUUUUUGCACGGAUCAGGAGGUCCUUUGGUAGCAUUAACUUUUUAAAAGUUAUUAAACUUUUUCCAUUCUUGGAAGUCGAGCCCAGGAAUUUAGAAACACCUUUUUUUCUUGAUUGGAGUAUACAUUGUUAUUUUUCACUGCUGAGGCAUGAAGAAGGGAAAGCAAAACACCACGUCUUAAAUCACUGGGAGUAUUUUAACUUUCCUCUUGGUGGAAAAUUGUUUGACGCACUCGUAUAAAAUAUUUCGAUGAGGAGGUACACUGGGUAAAGCAUUUUGUGACACAUCUUUGAAUUUGUCUGGAAAGGCAACGUGUCCAGGGUCCCCUCCAUGGCGCCUGGCUGGAUGCUGAAGCUGAACACCUUGCUGGCUUUCCUGUGCUCACGGUUACAGGUGUAUGGAGACGAUCAUCUGUCCGAAUUCAAGGAAGGUUUCAUGGUUUUAGCCAGUGCUUACCACUACUGGCCCUUGGAAAAAGUCAAUGGAAUAAGAGAUCUUCGGGAUGGAAAAGGAAACCAAACAGCUGUACGAAUCUACAACUCCACUGUGCUUACCUCCCAUUCGUGUGCCCUUGUAAAUACCAAUGAAUCUGCCUACUCUAACUUCUCUGCAUCUGUAGACAUUAUGGAAGGGAAAGGCCACACAGGUAUUUACAUUAAAGAUGCAACUGGCAUGACAUCCCUCUAUGAUGGAAGUGGUACGUCUUGCAUAACUGACCAGGAACUCAGUGGGACAGAAGGAAUUACUGUAUCAUUUUUCUGGAGAGAUUCAGAUCCAGAGUCCUCACCUAUGGAUUCAUCAAGAGUGAUUUCCCGUAUAUUUCACGUAUUCGCAAACCACAUAGAAUUUUAUAACUUUGAGAAUUCAUGGAGCUGGAAGGUGGACAUCAAGCCUCCAACCAUUUACUGGACACAGAUUCUUUUUACAUGGAAGAAAGGUUAUGGCUUAAAGGUUUACAUCAAUGGCACUUCAUUCUCUAAUGAUACAAUGGGAAACAUUUUACAAGAAUACAAACCAGAGCCUGGCAAUAUUGUUAUUGGGACAGCAAAGGAUCCAUCUGCUUGUCAUUUUCUGAAUGUGAUGUUUGAUGAGUUUGUAAUCUGGAAAAAAGCACUUACUGCAGAACAGAUUGAGAUGUAUUUUGCUGCGGCCGUGGGUCAGUCCAUGUGGAUUUCUACCACUUAUUCUUGGCUGAACUUUACUGGCACAACUGCCAUUCCGCAGGUAUCUACAGAUGCUUACCAUCCUGUCAUCACUAACCUCAAGGAAAACAGACAAACCUUUCAGUAUCCAGUACCUGUGCUUGGAUUUCUCGAGUCAGUGUUACAAAACCUGCCCAACAAAUCCUUACAACAAGAAACAGCCUUUAAUUUAACUGAGACCUUUAUGAAGACAUUGGAAGAAGUCCUUUCCUUGCCUAGCUGGUCAGAAAUAACAGAGACGGACCCUGUUGUAGGUGACUUAAUUGAAACUGUCAGCAAAGUUAUGAAUCACAUGGCUAGCAACUUGGAGCCGAGUCCAACUUCAGUGAUAUCUAUUGAAGGCACUUCAGCUGUGGCAGAAUAUUCACUGGUCAAAAUACCUCCAGCAAGCAGCAUGGCUCCCUAUCGUUUUCCAUCCCAAGGAUCGAGUUACAUCUCUGUACCUGGUGAAGCCUUCCACAGUAAAGCUCGGACUACCAUUGUUGGCUUGCUGUAUCACACCAUGCAUCGUUUCUAUAAGAAAAUCAACCCCCUCAAUACCAAGAUUUCAGAAGCAGUUCAUUACAAAGAACAUAAGAUCAUAGUAGCCAGCCAUAUCAUAUCGUUAAAGGUCGAACCACCACCUGCUCUUUCCCGUAACCUUUCUGGAGCUCCUUUAAUUCGAAUUGUGCUAGCACAUACGCUGAGCACAGAGCAGAGUAACCAGAUGGUAAACAAUACCAACAAGCUGUUUCUGUACUGUGCAUUUUUGGAUUACAGGUCUGGCACUGGAGUCUGGUCAGAUGAAGGUUGCAUACGUAUACAUGGAAACCUUUCGUACUCAGUUUGCAUCUGUAACCACCUUACCAACUUUGCUAUUCUGAUGCAGGUGGUACCUAUGGAGCUAACUAAAGUCCACCAGGUGGCACUGUCCUCCAUCAGUUACAUUGGAUGCUCCGUCUCCAUCUUUUGCCUGACUAUAACGCUGGUCACGUUUGCAAUACUGUCGUCCGUCAGUACAAUUCGCAAUCAGCGCUACCAUAUCCACGCCAAUCUAUCCUGUGCCAUCCUGGUGGCUCAGAUCCUGUUGCUUAUCAGUUUUCGUUUUGACCCUGGAACAUUGCCCUGCAAAAUUCUUGCCGUCCUUCUUCAUUUCUUCUUCCUGAGCGCAUUUGCCUGGAUGCUGGUGGAGGGGUUACAUCUAUACAGUAUGGUGAUCAAGGUGUUUGGGUCAGAAGAAAGCAAGCAUUUGUACUACUAUGGAAUUGGUUGGGGUUUUCCAUUGUUGAUCUGCAUUGUUUCAGCAACGUCAGCAUUGGACAGCUAUGGGGAAGUAGGCAACUGCUGGCUUUCUUUGGAGAAAGGAGCAAUUUGGGCCUUUGUUGCUCCUGCAUUGUUUGUGAUUGUGGUUAACGUUGGCAUUCUUAUAGCUGUAACAAGAAUAAUUUCCAGAAUUGCUGCAGAUAACUACAAGGUACAUGGAGAUGCCAACGCUUUCAAGUUGACUGUCAAGGCAGUAGCAGUGUUGUUGCCGAUCCUCGGAAGCUCCUGGAUAUUUGGGGUUCUAGCCAUCAAUGAUCACUCUAUAUUAUUUAAGUACAUGUUUGCUAUUUUUAACUCCUUACAGGGUUUCUUCAUCUUCCUCUUUCAUUGUCUUCUUAACUCUGAGGUACGAGCUGCCUUUAAACACAAAACCAAGGUCUGGUCCCUCACUAGCAGCUCUGUUCGCAAUGUCAAUGUGAAGCCUUUCAACUCCGACAUUAUGAAUGGUAACCGACUUGGAACAUCUCCUACUAAGUUAAACACCUGGGACAAAAGCAGCCAUUCGGCAAACCGGAUUGAUCUGUCUGCAGUAUGACAUCAUCGGGUCAUGUGAAAUCAUAUUUUAUCACUGGCGUACUUCAGUGUACUUUUGGCACAUUUGUAUAUUAACUACUGUGGCUUGUGCUUUGAACACCAAGUGACCUUAAAGGUUCAGCAGCUGCUUGUGGAAGAAAGAAAAGUCACCAAAUAAGCUUAACACUUCUGAAACUAAUAGCCAAAACCUAAGUACUGUUUAACAAUGAGCUGGUUGAGGACAUUACUGGAAUUCAGUGACUCUGUCUCCUUUGUUGACAUGAUACUAUUUCACGGAGGUAAAAAUAAUCGCUGCAUCUAUCCUGCUGAGCUCCGAAAAUUGCUUUUAUUAAGGACUGUGAAUAACAAUUGCUUUUUGUGUUUGUAAGGCCUGCUUUACUUCUGUCUGGAGUUUACUAUGUAAUUUGUAGCAGUGUGUUUCCAACAAGAGUUCCUUUAUGACUGACAAAAUAAAUAAGUAGAUUGUGCAGCUGGCCUGAUGUUUCUUAAAGUUAAAGUGCUAUUGCUGUCCCUGAAAGUCGGCUCUACUCCAACUGCAAAUUUAAAACAAUGAAGAUUUAAUUUAGCAGGAGAAUCAAGGUAUCGACUUUAGCCUAGUACAACCCUACAUAUUUUUAAAGGGUUCUCGGAUGAACAUGACUUCUCAGAUAAACAGUAUAUAGGACCCAGGUUUCUGUUCUGAUUUUUGUUUUCAUGUAAACAUAACUUGUAAUUGUGGACUGAGUCUUCAAUUGUAUAAAUGCUUCUGGCAUUUGAAACAUACACUACAUUUUGCUAAAAGAGCCUUUUAUACAUGUCACUGUGACUUUAUGCAUUUCAUUGAUCAAAAACAUCCACAAAAUGACUGUGAUAAUGGUAAUAUUUAUAUCAUCUUAGUUAAACAAUCAGAGACCUCAUGAUGUCAUUGUUUAUUUUGUGUACCUUAAUUUAUGUUGUGCUAAAAGAAAUGCUUUUACAUAGUUAUACAUCGUAAACUUUUUUCUUUAACUGUUAAUCACUUCUGUAUUAAUUUUGUAGCAGACGUAUCACAGGGCUUUGUGUCAGUAUAACCUAUACAUAUUUUGUAAAAGGCAUUACAAGUUUUUUUUUUUUGCAAACUGGUCUUUGCAAAAGAAAAGUUUGCACAUACAUCUGUACUUUGAACUGACUAAAUACAUGCUCUGGUAAAUUAACCUAUAAAGAUAUAUGCUGAUUGGCCUCUUUAGAGAGGUGGAGAAAGAUUGACUAACCUAUACACUUAAAACAUAUGUACUGCUUUGAAAGAGAACUUCAAGUUUGUCUAAUAAAUGCUUCAGUAGAAUCUAGACAGCUGGCUAGUAAAUGGCUACUACAUUGGAUGACAAAGGUCAUUAUUUCUGAGCAGGAGAAUGUUGGCAGGGUGUCUAACAUAAUGUUAUUUUUAUGAGAGUGUUACUGGUAAAUUUGUUUUUAAUGAACCUGAAAUGAGAACUGUUAAGUUACAUUUUAUAAUAAGAUAAAAGGCAGGUAUUUGUAAAUACAGUGCAUUACUUACUUACUUUACAUGGUACUACUCCAGGGAGUAUAUUAAUAAAAUUUAUUUUGAAGAAUA
This is a messenger RNA of Protopterus annectens (West African lungfish), 4862 nucleotides long. It is a transcript of the gene ADGRD1, whose product is annotated as adhesion G protein-coupled receptor D1. Gene Ontology annotation, cellular component: membrane. NCBI's taxonomy places the organism in Eukaryota, Metazoa, Chordata, Ceratodontiformes, Protopteridae. The coding region runs from base 585 to 3293 and encodes 902 amino acids. The record is from RefSeq and is a predicted model, not a curated record. Gene Ontology annotation, molecular function: G protein-coupled receptor activity. The transcript has 26 exons. Gene Ontology annotation, biological process: cell surface receptor signaling pathway; adenylate cyclase-activating G protein-coupled receptor signaling pathway.